AUGGCUGAAGAUGCAAGGCCGACAACAACACCGAAAACUCCUGUCGCCAACAAUCAUCAAGAUCCAACAAUGGCAGAAGCUAAGGCAAGCCCUAUAAAACGUAUCAUGUUACCAUUUACCAUACUCUCAUUCCUUCUUUCUUUCCCUAUCCUCUUUUGUGUCGUAUGGCUUUUAUACAUACGAGAGGGCAACUGCGAACACCUAUUACCAUUAGAAAAGCUACAUGUCGGGAUUGUGUUUGGAUUAAUUGUCUUGUUUGUGAUCAGCAAUGGCGUACUUGUGUUCUUGAGAUCACGAUUCCUUAUGUUGGGAUUGAUCCUUGUUAUGGUGCCCCUUCUUGUGAUUCUCACAAUAGGAUUAGCACUCAUCGGAGCAUACACAAUAGAUGGCAGGUUGAUACCAGGUUCACCAGUGUGGUUUAGUAUGAUGGUAAAUAAUGAUAGUAAUUGGAACGCUAUUGAAUCUUGUAUAUACAAUACAAGAACAUGUCAAGAUUUGGCCUUUCAAUGGUCAUAUGAUUUCUCCACGAAUAAACUCUCUCCAAUAGAGUCGGGGUGUUGCAUACCACCAUCGAUUUGUGACAUGAAGUAUGUUAAUGCGACAUGUUGGGAAAAGAAACCCAUAGUUUAUGAAGUCUCAAAUGGUGAAUAUGAUAUCGAUUGUGAUUUAUGGCAAAACGAUGCUACAAAGUUGUGCUACGAUUGUUAUGCAUGCAGAAAAGGUUUUAUAAGUACUCUACGUCAAAAAUGGUAUAGGCUUGGAGUCUUUCUUGUGGUAGUGACAAUCUUGCUUAUUGCUUCCCAUAUGUUGUUAUUUAUCACUACGAUGUGGGAACGCCAUGCAUGA
Lactuca sativa (garden lettuce) is the source of this 846-nucleotide messenger RNA. RefSeq names its product tetraspanin15 (gene TET15). The record is from RefSeq and is a predicted model, not a curated record. Gene Ontology annotation, biological process: auxin-activated signaling pathway. NCBI's taxonomy places the organism in Eukaryota, Viridiplantae, Streptophyta, Magnoliopsida, Asterales, Asteraceae. Gene Ontology annotation, cellular component: membrane.